Molecule: messenger RNA, 2952 nt
Organism: Eurytemora carolleeae
Lineage: Eukaryota; Metazoa; Arthropoda; Copepoda; Calanoida; Temoridae
Gene: DNAlig4
Product: DNA ligase 4
Exons: 11
Coding region: 144-2876 (910 amino acids)
Biological process (GO): DNA recombination; DNA biosynthetic process; double-strand break repair via nonhomologous end joining
Cellular component (GO): DNA-dependent protein kinase-DNA ligase 4 complex; DNA ligase IV complex
Molecular function (GO): DNA binding; ATP binding; DNA ligase (ATP) activity
Source: RefSeq, a predicted model, not a curated record
UGUAUAGGAAAUUUUUUUAUUUUGUUUUAAAAUUUUUGUUAGUGUUCCAAAAAAUGGCUUUCAUUAUUUCUCUAAGAGAGUAAAAUUUAAUAAAAAAAAUGUGUAUAACCUGUUGAGUGUUGACAACAUAAAUUUCAGAAAGAAUGGAUUGGUCGUCUAAUCUCACAUUUAAAGAGUUAACGGAUUUUCUGCAACGACUUGUUAAAGCCGACAAAUCCGCAAGAUUUCGACAUGUUCAAAGAUUUCUUCAACAUUGUCGACACCUUGCUGACAAAAUUCAGAACCCAGCUGAGACAAAGAACUCUCUGUUUCCUGUUUUAAGAUUAUUAGUCCCUCAGCUGGAUAAAGAGAGAGGAGCGUAUAAGAUGAAGGAGACAGCUCUAGCUGGGAUGUAUAUUGAGUUCCUACAGCUAGGAAAGAAUUCUGCAGAUGCUCUUAAACUGAAGAAUUAUAAAGUUCCUACAGCUGUACAGGAUGAUGCUGGAGAUUUCGCGUCUGUCCUCUACACUGUGAUGCAGCAGCGCUGCUAUAAAUCUACAGAUAUAUCCUGCUCAGAGAUCAAUCAGAAGCUAGAUCAGAUUGUCAGACUGAACAAUAACGAGGGUCGGAGGGAGGUGGCGGGAGUAUUCAAAGACUUGUUUCUUCGGAUGGACGCCUUGCAGCAGAAGUGGUUGAUCAGGAUUAUACUCAAGGAGAUGAAGAUCUCCAUGGGGAACAACUCAGUACUCUCAGCUCUACAUAGGGAUGCAAAGGAGUUGUACGAAGUAAAUUCAAAUCUUAGAAAGGUUUGUGAACUCCUUCAUGAUCCUGAGGUUCGGAUGAACGAGAUUCAGAUUCAAAUAUUUUCUCCCUUCAAACCUCAGUUAGCAGAUAGGGUUGCUAUAUCUAAACUUAAUCUCAUAAUAAAGGGCAAGGAAUGUUACAUCGAGACAAAGUAUGACGGAGAACGAAUGCAGGCCCACAUGGAGGACGGCAGGUUCAAGUUCUUCUCCAGGAACGGAUCCGACUUCACGGACGAGUUUGGACAUUCAGCUUCGGAUAAGGAUAAGUUCUCAUCCUUCCUAGCAUCUAGUCUAUGCCCGGAGGUCAAGUCUGUUAUCCUUGACGGAGAAAUAUGUGCCUGGAAUCAUCAAACUCAAACUAUUAUCCAGAAAAGUCAACAAAAUAAUAUUCGAAAUAUUAAAACCGAUCAUCGAAACUUACAACAAUGUCUCGUUAUCUACGAUAUCUGCUAUUUAAACGGUCAGGUUUUAACGAACACCCCGUUUUCUGAACGGAUAAAAAUAUACGAAAGAAUUGUUCGUCCAAUGCCAGGACGAAUUCAACUCUCGCAUCGAAUGAUCGUAAGAUCAAAAUCUGAAGUUAUCGAAGCUCUAAACGAUGCAAUUGAUAACCGCGAGGAAGGUUUAGUUCUAAAAGAUCCUCUGAGUACAUAUAAACCUAACGCCAGGUCUGGAAGUGGGUGGAUUAAACUAAAACCUGAUUAUGAAAACCAACUCAUGGAUCAAAUAGACCUUCUAGUUCUUGGUGGAUAUUUCGGGUCCGGGAAGGGUGGAGGAAAAAUAACUCAUUUUCUCAUGGGUUUAUCGGAUAGAUCAGGGGACACCGAGAAAUUUGUCACUUUCUGUCGGGUCUCAUCCGGGUUUUCUGCGGCAGACAUUGAAGAUAUGGUCGGCAGAUGUGGGAAACAAUUGAAAACUCCGACUAGCAAUAUAAACUGUGGAAGAGAUAAACCAAAUGUAUGGUUUGAUCCCAGAUCCUCUCCAGUCCUUCAAGUGAAUGCUGCCGAGAUUACAAGAUCGGAGUCCUACAGUGCAGGUUGUACCCUCCGGUUUCCUAGGGUGGAACGCUUAAGAGAAGAUAAGGAUUACUCUAACUGUACAACUCUACAGGAGAUAAUCAAACUUAGAGAAAUGGGGGACGGGAAACUUUGCAACGGAGUACGUCUGAUUGAUUCUGAAGUAGAAACUCCCAGGAAACGGAUAAAAAUCUCCUCAAAACCAACCCUUGGCUCCGAGUAUAAACAUAUCGACUACAGCAACGAGAGGAUUGAGACGUUUCAUCUCAAGGAUAAGAUUAUAGUUGUGGAGCCGAGUAAUGAUGUUGAACUGAAGCAUAAGUUGGAGAGGAUUGUUGUGAAGCAUGGAGGUAGGGUGGAGCAAAACUUCAAGGCAGGACGAACUUUCUGCUUUAUCCAGACUGCUGGAACAGUUAAAGCAAAGAAUAUUAUUGGUGAGGGUUCAGUUGAUGUUGUUAAAUCCUCCUGGAUUCUAGACUGUGAAACCACAUUCAGGAUGUUCGGACCCCAUGAUACUGUAUUUGCAACAGAGAAAACUAAAUCUAAGUGGAAGACCGAGUACGACGAGUUUGGGGAUUCUUAUCAUGAUCUCGCCACCGUGCAAUCUUUAACCCUUAGCAUGGACGCUGUCGCUAAAAAAGGUUCAACGGACUCCUUGGAUCUUGAAGAGCUUGAGUCAUAUCUCCAGGACUUUAAAUAUUUUUUGUUCCGAGGGUUGAGACUAUACCUCGAGUACGGAGAGAAGGAGGAGGAUAAGAGAACCUUGGAUACAGCUCUAGUCAGGUUCUACGGAGCUAGCGUAGUGCAUGGGAAUUCUAUCCUGGAGCAGGAUGAGUCUAGCCAGGAGCAGGAUGAGUCCGGCCUGGAGAAGGGCAGUCCGGAGCAGGUUUUAGGAAACGUUAGUCAUGUAGUUUUCUUCAAUCCUGCACCAGACAUCAUUCACAAAUACAAGAGAAUUCGUCGUGAUAUUAACGCUGGAACAGAAAGAUUAUUCCACUUAGUAAUUUCGGAUUGGAUUUCUGAAUCUAUAUCCGCUGGAAGGUUACUCCCGGAGAAGGACUUUUAUCCUGAACCUUAAUAGUGAUAUAAAAUGUGAUCAUAAAAGUUUUAAAAUUAUAUUGUGGUAAAUUUGAAUAAAGUGUGAUUUUUUGUUA